Molecule: messenger RNA, 2406 nt
Organism: Lodderomyces parapsilosis
Lineage: Eukaryota; Fungi; Ascomycota; Pichiomycetes; Serinales; Debaryomycetaceae
Gene: MEF2
Product: Mef2p
Exons: 1
Coding region: 1-2406 (801 amino acids)
Biological process (GO): mitochondrial translation; ribosome disassembly
Cellular component (GO): mitochondrion
Molecular function (GO): GTP binding; GTPase activity
Source: RefSeq, a predicted model, not a curated record
AUGCGACAUCGACUACUACAAAACAUCCUAUCAACAAGGCUGUAUUCAACCGUUAACAAUGUUGCACUACUGAAAAUUCGAAACAUUGGAAUCAUUGCUCAUAUUGAUGCAGGGAAAACCACCACCACUGAGCGAAUGAUCUACUAUAGUGGGAAAAGUAGAAGAAUAGGAAACGUUGAUGAAGGUGAUACCGUUACUGAUUAUCUACGAGCGGAGAGGGAGCGUGGUAUAACUAUUCAGCUGGCAGCAACAACGAUACCGUGGAAUCAACACAAGAUCAAUAUAAUUGAUACACCUGGCCAUGCUGAUUUUACAUUUGAAGUUGUACGGUCAUUACGAGUGUUGGAUGGCGCUGUUACUAUUUUAGAUGCAGUUGCAGGAGUUGAAGCACAAACCGAAAAAGUGUGGAAGCAAGCCAGUGUAUUGGGUUUGCCUAGAAUUGUUUACAUAAACAAAAUGGAUCGACCUGGUGCUGGUUUCAGUAGAACUGUUCGAGAAGUUGUACAAAAAUUAGAGACGAGAGUGGUGCUAUGCAACCUUCCAUACUUUGAAGUUGCUGCUGAUCAAGAAUACAUUUUUAAAGGUGUUAUUGAUGUAUUGCAUGGUAAGUUAUUAAAAUGGAAAGAAGAGGACGAGUUUGGUAAGGAAAUUGACGUUAUUGACUUGAAUGAAUCCACGCCCGACCUCUUUGGUAUGUACUGCAAGGCAAGGGAAUCAAUGGUGGAAACACUAGGUGAAGUUGAUGAAUCAGUCAUUGAUGCAUUUCUCGAAAAUGAUGAGAAUUAUUUGAAGAUUUCUCCUGAGUUGUUGGAUCUGGCAAUUCGAAAAGCUACUAUUGAAAACUAUUUAACCCCUGUAUUUUGUGGGUCUUCCUUUAGAAAUAUCGGAGUGCAACCGUUGAUGGAUGGUAUAACAAAGUAUUUACCUUCCCCCUUGCAGACUUCGUUACCAGAAAUUAAAAGUAAAAAGAAGGAAAUAUUAAAAAAGAUGGAUGAAACUAAAGGAUUAGUGUUUAACAAUGAUAAGAACUUGACAGUUGGUCUUGUGUUUAAAGUCAUGACUCAUGUGACAAGAGGACCAAUGACGUUUUUCAGAAUUUACAGUGGCAAAUUGAAUGCCUCCACCAAUUUGGUCAAUACAAGAACUGGAAAGAAACUAUUAGUGAGAAAUUUACUUGUGAUGCAUGGUGACACACCCGAGGAAGUGAAAAGCGUUAGUGCCGGUGAUAUUGGUGUUAUCCCUGGUUACGAAACUGAGUUCAAAACUGGAGACACAUUUGUUUCCAGUGCUGCUGGAAAAAAAACGAUGGGGCCAACUGAAUCAAGUAUGACAUUGAUGCCUAUUGACAUUCCUCCACCAUUGUUCAAUGCAAGUAUAGAACCACAUACCGCUGGUGAUGAAGCAUACAUGAAGAAAUGUUUGGAUAUUCUAAUUCGUGAAGAUCCUUCGUUGAAAGUACAUGUGGAUGAAGAGCUAGGACAAACUGUGCUCAGUGGAAUGGGAGAGUUGCAUUUGGACAUUGUGCGUGAGAGAUUGAUCAAUGACAUGAAAGCAAAAGUCAACUUGCGCGAAGUCGCUGUUUCUUUCAAGGAAUCAUUCGUGGGUAAAGCUGAAGCACAGGGCAGUUUUGAAGGUGAACAUAUUCAAAUCAAAUUAACUGUCGGUCAUGUUGAAAAUUGUUUAGACUUUGAGUCCGUACCUGGCGCACAUAUAUUUGAAGAUGAAAACAAUAUCAUAAUCUUGCCCGAUUCAGCAGCUUCCGAACAUGUAAAGACGGCAAUGAGUGAUCGGAGAUGGAAGUGCCCCAACUCGUUAGACGAUUUACAAGAGGCAUUAAUCAAUGGAUGCUUAACAUCUUUGCAAAUGGGUGGCCCACAAUUGGGUCUUUCGUUGCAUUCCACGGUCGUUACCAUAAAUCAUUGGGAUGCUCCUGUGGACAAAAAUGAAGAGCUAGUCCCUUCAAUGAUGAAUGCAAGCAGACAAGCGAUCCAAACAGUUAAAGAGACUGAGUCCGACUUUGCCAUUUUUGAACCGGUAAUGAUUACGAAAGUUUAUGUCAAUUCAAAUGAUUUGGGUGAAGUAUCUCAUGAUUUGACACAAAGGUGUCAGGCUGUCAUUUUAGCAGUUGAGGAUGAAUCGGUCCAAGACACCGAGAUUGCUGAUUGGACAGCAGAAGUUGUUGAAAAGACAUAUGUACCACCUGACUACACCAUAUCGCAAACAAAGGGCAGAAAUGAGGAUUUUGCCAAUAAGAAAAUCAUCAUUGCUGAAACUCCCUUGAAAGAAAUGAUUGGGUACUUGUCAAAAUUGAGAGCUCUUACACAAGGAAGAGCCACUUUUGAUAUGUCUUUUAUUGGAAUGAGACGAGUAACUGGAUCAAGAGCCGAUUCAAUUACUCGUGGAUAA